Molecule: messenger RNA, 1116 nt
Organism: Fonsecaea erecta
Lineage: Eukaryota; Fungi; Ascomycota; Eurotiomycetes; Chaetothyriales; Herpotrichiellaceae
Exons: 1
Coding region: 1-1116 (371 amino acids)
Molecular function (GO): oxidoreductase activity
Source: RefSeq, a predicted model, not a curated record
AUGCGAGCACAAGUGUUAGAGGCGUUCAACACGCCUUACAAAUUUCAAGAUGUCCCCGUCCCGUCCAGCCCAACCGGUCAAGAUAUCUUGGUUAAGGUCGGAGCGGCAUCAUACUGCCACACGGACGCGGUCUUUGCGUCUGGUGCGAUGUGGCAAGACCUGCCACGGAUCGGCUCGCAUGAGUUUGCCGGCACAAUCGUCGCCCUCGGCCCGGAUGUUUCACCAAAGUUGAAUCUCAAAGUCGGCAUGCCGGUGGGCGUCCCCGGUCGAGCAUUUCAUCCCUGCGGAUCGUGCUACGAAUGCCUCAACAACGACGGUGAUCCAGAGAAGUACGGGGUAUGGUGCCCCAAGGCUGGCAACCUAGGUCUCUCGGCCAAUGGUGGCUUUCAGGAAUAUUGCAUAGCAGAUUCUCGCCAGAUAGCCCCCAUGCCCGAGGGUAUGACGGCGGUCGAUACCGCUCCACUCAUGUGCGCGGGUCUGACUAUCUGGAACGCACUUGAGAGGGCAGGAGUCAAGAUGGAAUCAGGGGGCGGAAAGGGGCUUACGAUCGCCAUUUCCGGAGCUGGCGGUGGCCUUGGACACUUGGGAGUACAGUUCGCCGCGAAGCUGGGAUGCAAGGUCGUAGCCAUUGAAGCAUCUGACCCGGCAUUGGCUCUGUUGAAAGACGUUGUCAAGGAUCUGGGAUCUUCAGGCGAGGGCGUCACUAUUGUUGACGCGAGGAAAGAGCCUGCAGAAGACGUUCGGGUGUCCAUCUUUGGAUCUCCCGAGCCCAGUCUGGAGGGCGAGAAGGGUGUGGACGGCGCCCUCAUUCUCCCCGAAUCUCAGAAAGCUUUCGAGUAUGGGAUGAAGCUGAUCAAGAACCACGGUGUUUGUGUGACGGUCAGUUUCCCCAAGGAGGGUUUUCACAUGCAACCGCGGGACCUAGUUUUCCGCCACAUCUCCAUGGUCGGCGUCCUGGUCGGUCGGAACCGGCAGCUCAGAGCCAUGUUGAACUUUGCGGCGAAGGAGGGAGUGAGGGCCAGAGUGACCACCUACAAGUUGGAGCAACUAAACGAGCUUGUGGAGGAUUAUCACAAGGGUGCAAGCGGAAAGUUGGUCGUGGACAUGUCCAAGUGA